This is a messenger RNA of Salvelinus namaycush (lake trout), 723 nucleotides long. It is a transcript of the gene ctsl.1, whose product is annotated as cathepsin L.1. The transcript is spliced from 5 exons. Gene Ontology annotation, molecular function: cysteine-type endopeptidase activity. Lineage: Eukaryota; Metazoa; Chordata; Actinopteri; Salmoniformes; Salmonidae. The record is from RefSeq and is a predicted model, not a curated record. Bases 1 to 723 code for a protein of 240 amino acids. Gene Ontology annotation, biological process: immune response. Gene Ontology annotation, cellular component: lysosome.
AUGAAGUUGUUGGUAGUUGUGGCUGCUGCUCUGGCAGUGGCGAGCGCCGCUAGCCUUUCAUUGGAGGACCUGGAGUUCCAUGCCUGGAAACUGAAGUUUGUGUACUUUUUCUCCCCCCCACCUCCUUCCUUCCAUCCCUCCCUCCCUCAGACUGGCUCUUUGGAAGGCCAGCACUACAGGAAGACCAAUAAGCUGGUGUCCCUCAGUGAGCAGCAGCUGGUUGACUGCUCCGGCGAGUUUGGCAACAUGGGCUGCAUGGGCGGUCUCAUGGACCAGGCCUUCGAGUACAUCAAGUCCUUGGCCCCUGGAGGCCUGGACACUGAAGACUCCUAUGCCUACCAUGCUGAGGACAAGAAGUGCCACUACAAGCCAGACAGUCUGGGUGCCACCUGCACCGGGUACGUUGACAUGACCAGCGGUGACGAGAGCGCCCUGCAGCAGGCCGUGGCCACCGUCGGACCUGUGUCUGUAGCCAUUGAUGCUGCACACUCCUCCUUCCAGCUCUACAAAUCAGGUGUCUAUGAUGAGCCAGACUGCAGCAGCGAUCAGCUGGAUCAUGGUGUGCUGGCUGUGGGCUAUGGCACUAGUGAUGAUGGCCAGGACUACUGGCUGGUGAAGAACAGCUGGGGCCUUGACUGGGGAGAUAAGGGCUACAUAACGAUGUCCAGGAAUAAGCACAAUCAGUGUGGCAUCGCCACGGCUUCCAGCUACCCCCUGGUCUAA